This is a messenger RNA of Nannospalax galili (Upper Galilee mountains blind mole rat), 348 nucleotides long. NCBI's taxonomy places the organism in Eukaryota, Metazoa, Chordata, Mammalia, Rodentia, Spalacidae. The record is from the annotation of a RefSeq genome assembly.
AUAAACUUACUAAUUACCAUAAUAAUAAACAUCAGCCUUUCCAUAAUCCUGAUUUCCGUAGCCUUCUGACUUCCACAACUAAACCUAUACUCAGAUAAAGCCAGUCCAUAUGAAUGCGGAUUUGAUCCAAUAGGAUCUGCUCGCCUUCCAUUUUCCAUAAAAUUUUUCCUUAUCGCCAUCACAUUCCUCCUAUUUGAUCUAGAAAUUGCGCUUCUCCUACCCAUUCCAUGAGCAAUCCAAUACGGAAACCUCACAGGAGUAGUACUAACAACCCUAGGGCUACUAAUCAUUUUAGCCUUAGGACUAAUAUACGAAUGAUUUAACAAAGGUCUAGAAUGAACAGAAUAA